Molecule: messenger RNA, 921 nt
Organism: Aspergillus calidoustus
Lineage: Eukaryota; Fungi; Ascomycota; Eurotiomycetes; Eurotiales; Aspergillaceae
Source: the annotation of a GenBank genome assembly
AUGUUUCGCACGGCCUCCAUGCUGUGGCAGACUUACAAUCUGAAACAUAAGAGUGGUGGCGGGGAAAGGUCCGCACAAGAGGAGAGUUUAGAACAACGGCUAUACUGGACAUGUCUCAAAUCCGAAUGUGAGGUUCGGUACGAGUUGUAUGAGCUGCCACCUUCCGAUCUCUCGCUGUCUGAUUUCCCAUUUGCGCUGCCCAACUUCCCCGUCCGACAAUCAUCGUACGGGAGUAGUCCAGAGCAUGCCCAAAGCCCUCCGGUAGCGGACCUGGAGUCGACCUCUUCCUAUUACUACCUUGCAGAGAUCUCUAUGCGAAGACUCCUUAACAGGGUUCGGAACGCUGUACGGGUCCUCUCACCUACCAUAGACAUCGCAACCAUUAAACAGCUCUCGGAAACGCUUUGCCACUUAGAGGACCAACUACACCAGUGGGUGAUAUGUUUACCGCCCGCUCUCCGCUUCAACAUGCCUCUCGAGUCACGCCCACCGCCCCAAGAGCCAGAGAUGGUGAAGCUAGUCCGCGAACGUUACGUGGAAGUCCGUGAGCUUCUCUGUCGGGCGUACCUCUACCUCUGCAUCCAUACACCGUUGGAUCGAGAGCUCGCAGCCGCAUUUGGAACGAAGGCGACCGAAGCCCUGCUCCUCGCGGUUUAUCGCAUCCAAAAUGAAGUGCCAUUUUUCCGGCAUCCAGGGUCAUGGGGCGCCUGCCGUGUUCGUUUCAACCAUGCGCUUUGCCUUGUCGCCGCCUUUCGAGCAAAGGUGGACGAAAUCCCCUCAGCCGAGUAUGUCAGCGUCCCGGUCAGCUGGGCGGCGUGUGUUCGGGUGGUUAUCGAGAGGUUGAAAAUAUGGGGUGAAGAAGGGGGCGGCAUCAAAGAAAUGGGUAUUUUAUUGGAAUGGUUGAUGCAUGGAAUUGUAUAA